Molecule: messenger RNA, 5853 nt
Organism: Chaetomium strumarium
Lineage: Eukaryota; Fungi; Ascomycota; Sordariomycetes; Sordariales; Chaetomiaceae
Product: glycosyltransferase family 48 protein
Exons: 3
Coding region: 1-5853 (1950 amino acids)
Biological process (GO): (1->3)-beta-D-glucan biosynthetic process; fungal-type cell wall polysaccharide biosynthetic process
Cellular component (GO): plasma membrane; 1,3-beta-D-glucan synthase complex
Molecular function (GO): 1,3-beta-D-glucan synthase activity
Source: RefSeq, a predicted model, not a curated record
AUGUCGGGAUAUCAGCAGGGCCAUGGCCAAGGCCAAGGCCACAACAACUACGAUGACGGCUACGGCCACCAGGGCAAUACCGAUUCCUAUUACCAGGAUGACCAGCAUUACUAUGACAACAAUGCAUACAACAACAACAACAACAACCAUGGGGGGCGUGGACAGCAACAGGGCGAGGGGUACUAUGAUGAAUCUGGAUAUUAUAAUGCGGACCCCAACAAUCCUUACCACCAGGAUGGCGGGUACUAUGACAACCACGACCAGUACAACGAUGGCUACUACAACAACGAUGGCUAUUAUGACCAGGGAUACGAUCGCGACGGCUACGCGAACGGGAACGGCCAGGCCCACCGGAACCGAUCGGAAGAGGAUUCCGAGACCUUCAGCGACUUCACCAUGCGCUCCGACAUGGCUCGAGCCGCUGAGAUGGACUACUACGGUCGCGGAGACGAGCGCUACAACAGUUACAACGAAGGUCAAAUGGGCGGCAGGGGAUACCGACCUCCCUCGUCGCAGAUCUCAUACGGGGGCAACCGGUCCUCCGGCGCGUCAACGCCGAACUAUGGCAUGGACUACGGGAAUGCGCUUCCCGCUGGGCAACGCUCGCGGGAGCCGUAUCCUGCGUGGACGUCCGACGCCCAGAUUCCUCUCUCGAAAGAAGAGGUGGAGGACAUUUUCCUCGAUUUGACGGCAAAGUUCGGUUUCCAGCGCGACAGCAUGCGGAACAUGUACGACCACCUGAUGACGAUGCUCGACUCUCGGGCGUCCCGCAUGACGCCGAACCAGGCCCUUCUCUCGCUGCACGCUGACUACAUUGGUGGCGACAACGCAAACUACCGCAAGUGGUAUUUUGCUGCCCACCUGGACCUCGAUGACGCCGUCGGGUUUGCCAACUUGAAGGGCAAGGACCGAAAGAAGAGCCGUAAGAACAAGAACAAGAAGGGCGACGCUGAGACCGAGGUCGACGCUCUCGAGGAUCUUGAGGGCGACGACUCUCUCGAAGCGGCCGAGUACCGCUGGAAGACAAGGAUGAACCGCAUGUCGCAGCACGAUCGUGUCCGCCAACUUGCUCUGUACCUUCUUAUCUGGGGUGAGGCAAAUCAGGUCCGCUUCAUGCCGGAGUGUCUUUGCUUCAUCUUCAAGUGCGCCGAUGACUAUCUCAAUUCGCCUGCUUGCCAGAAUAUGGUCGAGCCGGUCGAGGAGUUCACCUUCCUGAACAACGUUAUCACCCCGCUUUACCGAUACUGCCGGGACCAGGGAUAUGAAAUCCUCGACGGAAAGUAUGUCCGCCGCGAGAGGGACCACAACCAGAUUAUCGGAUACGACGACUGCAACCAGCUGUUUUGGUAUCCCGAGGGCAUCGAGCGAAUUGUGCUCGAGGAUAAGAGCAAGCUGGUAGAUGUUCCCCCAGCCGAGCGCUAUCUGAAGCUCAAGGACGUCAACUGGAAGAAGGUGUUCUUCAAGACGUACAAGGAGACGCGCUCUUGGUUGCACUUGUUGGUCAACUUCAACCGCAUCUGGAUUAUCCACCUGACCAUGUUCUGGUUCUACACCGCAUACAACGCCCCAACGCUCAUCACUCCGAACUAUGAGCAAGAAGUCAAUAAUCAACCUCCUUCUGCGGCGAUGUGGUCGUUCGUCGGGUUCGGUGGCUCCAUUGCCUCUCUCAUCCAGAUCCUCGCUACUCUCGCAGAGUGGUUGUACGUCCCACGCAAAUGGGCCGGAGCACAGCACCUGACGAAACGCCUACUUUUCCUCAUUGGCAUCUUCGUUAUCAACGUCGCUCCUGGUGUCUACGUCUUCAUGCCGGCAUCCAGUCAGAAGGCAUACCUCGAUCGCCAGAACAACAAGGUCUCGCUGAUUCUCGGCAUCGUGCAAUUCUUUGUCGCCGUGGCCACGUACAUAUUCUUUUCCGUCAUGCCGCUUGGCGGUCUGUUUGGAAGCUACCUGACCAAGAACUCGAGGAAAUACGUCGCCAGCCAGACCUUCACAGCAAGCUACCCGCGUCUCAAAGGGAACGACAUGGCUCUGUCCUAUGCUCUCUGGCUCCUGGUCUUCGCCGCCAAGUUCGGAGCUUCCUACGGUUACCUGACCUUGUCGCUCCGGGAUCCUAUCCGCUACCUCAUGCUCAUGGAUGUCAGCAGCUGUCUUGGUGAUACCAUCGUCCAGCAGUAUCUCUGCAAGUAUCAGCCGCAAAUCACUCUGGGGAUCAUGAUGUUCACCGAUCUAAUCUUUUACUUCCUGGACACCUAUCUGUGGUACGUCCUGCUCAACACGGUCAUCUCCAUCGCUCGGUCUUUCUAUCUCGGCGCAUCGAUCUUGACGCCUUGGAGAAACAUCUUCUCCCGGCUCCCCAAGCGCAUGUAUUCCAAGAUCCUCGCCACGACAGACAUGGAGAUCAAAUAUAAGCCGAAGGUCCUCAUCUCGCAGAUCUGGAAUGCAAUCGUCAUUUCCAUGUAUCGCGAGCAUCUUCUGGCCAUCGAGCACGUCCAAAAGCUGCUGUACCACCAGGUACCGUCCGAGCAAGAGGGCAAGCGCACGCUCCGCGCUCCCACGUUCUUCGUCUCUCAGGAAGACCACUCCUUCAAGACCGAGUUCUUCCCCAGUCAUAGCGAGGCUGAGCGGAGAAUCUCGUUCUUCGCGCAGUCGCUUGCGACGCCCAUCCCUGAGCCGCUGCCCGUCGAUAACAUGCCUACCUUCACUGUGAUGAUUCCCCACUACAGUGAGAAAAUUCUCCUCUCGCUUCGGGAGAUCAUCCGCGAGGACGAGCCCUACUCGCGAGUCACCCUUCUCGAGUAUCUCAAGCAGCUCCACCCCCAUGAGUGGGAUUGCUUCGUCAAGGACACUAAGAUCUUGGCCGAUGAGACCUCCCAGAUGAACGGCGAAAUGGGCAAGGACGAGAAGGACACAGCCAAGAGCAAGAUUGAUGACCUGCCCUUCUACUGCAUCGGUUUCAAGUCCUCGGCGCCCGAGUACACUCUUCGGACACGGAUUUGGGCUUCGCUCCGCUUCCAGACGUUGUACCGCACCAUAUCCGGUUUCAUGAACUACAGUCGCGCGAUCAAGCUCCUGUACCGUGUGGAAAACCCAGAGGUCGUCCAGAUGUUCGGUGGCAACUCUGACAAGCUUGAACGCGAGCUAGAGCGCAUGGCCCGUCGCAAAUUCAAGCUGAUGGUCUCCAUGCAGCGCUUUGCGAAGUUCAAGAAGGAGGAAAUGGAGAACGCCGAGUUCCUGCUCCGCGCCUACCCGGAUCUUCAGAUCGCGUACCUGGAUGAGGAGCCGCCUGUUGCUGAAGGAGAGGAACCGCGCCUCUACUCUGCUCUGAUUGACGGUCAUUCCGAGAUCAUGGAGAACGGCAUGCGCCGGCCCAAGUUCCGCAUCCAGCUCUCGGGCAACCCGAUUCUCGGAGACGGCAAAUCCGACAAUCAGAACCACGCGAUCAUCUUCUACCGGGGCGAGUACAUCCAGCUUAUCGACGCGAACCAAGACAACUAUCUCGAGGAAUGCCUCAAGAUCCGCAGCGUGCUUGCCGAGUUCGAAGAGAUGAAGACCGACAACGUGUCUCCCUACACACCUGGAGUCAAGAAUCCUACUCGUGCACCGGUCGCCAUCUUGGGUGCUCGCGAAUACAUCUUCUCGGAGAAUAUUGGUAUCCUCGGUGAUAUCGCCGCCGGCAAGGAACAGACCUUCGGUACGCUCUUCGCACGGACGCUCGCCCAAAUCGGCGGCAAGCUCCACUACGGUCACCCCGACUUCCUCAAUGGCAUCUUCAUGACCACGCGUGGUGGUGUCUCCAAGGCGCAGAAAGGUCUCCAUCUAAACGAAGAUAUCUACGCCGGUAUGAACGCGUUGCUGCGUGGCGGCCGCAUCAAGCACUGCGAAUACUACCAGUGCGGCAAGGGUCGUGAUUUGGGGUUCGGCUCCAUUCUCAACUUCACGACCAAGAUCGGAACGGGUAUGGGUGAGCAGAUGCUUUCCAGAGAAUAUUACUACCUCGGGACUCAGCUGCCCCUCGAUCGCUUCCUCUCGUUCUACUACGCCCAUCCUGGUUUCCACGUCAACAACAUGUUCAUCAUGUUGUCACUACAGCUGUUCAUGAUCUGCCUUCUUCAAAUCGGCACUUUGCGCCACGAGACCAUCCCCUGCGAGUACGACCCGGACAAGCCCAUCACGGACGAACUUUUCCCCACGGGCUGCGCGAACACCGAUGCUCUCGUGGAUUGGGUCUACCGCAGUGUCCUGUCCAUCUUCUUCGCCCUCUUCCUCUCGUUCGUUCCCCUGAUAGUCCAAGAAGCGACGGAACGAGGUCUGCUGCGUGCCGCGACACGUUUCGCCAAGCAUAUCUGCUCCCUCUCGCCUUUCUUCGAGGUGUUCGUCUGCCAGAUCUACGCCAACUCGGUCCAGCAGGAUAUCACCUUUGGAGGCGCCAGAUACAUCGGUACCGGACGUGGCUUCGCUACCGCUCGCAUUCCCUUCGGCGUUCUCUACUCGCGCUUCGCCGGCCCGUCAAUCUAUUUCGGCGCUCGGAUGCUGAUGAUGCUGCUGUUUGCAACGCUGACCGUCUGGCAAGCCGCCCUGGUCUACUUCUGGGUCUCGUUGCUGGCCCUGGUGAUCUCGCCGUUCCUCUACAACCCCCACCAGUUCGCCUGGAGCGAUUUCUUCAUUGACUAUCGCGACUACCUCCGCUGGCUCUCGCGUGGCAACUCGCGGUCGCAUGCGUCGUCAUGGAUCGCCUUCUGCCGCCUUUCUCGAACUAGAAUCACGGGUUACAAGCGCAAGACUCUGGGCGAUCCUUCGGCCAAGAUGUCGGCCGAUGUUCCGCGCGCCGCCAUUACCAAUGUGUUCUGGGCUGAGAUCAUCUCCCCUCUUUGCCUUGUCGCGGUGACGCUUAUCCCUUACCUCUUCAUCAACGCCCAGACAGGUGUCAAAGCCCUGCAUGACGAUGCGACGAAUGCAGGCAAGAACGACGAUGCGACGCAAACGGCCUCCCUGCUUCGAGUUGCCAUCGUCGCCUUUGCACCCAUUGGUAUCAACGCCGGUAUUCUCGCCAUGAUGUUUGCGAUGGCCUGCUGCAUGGGACCUCUUCUGAGCAUGUGCUGCAAGAAGUUUGGCGCGGUUCUCGCCGGCAUCGCGCACGCCGUGGCCGUCAUUGCGCUCCUGAUCUUCUUCGAAGUCAUGUUCAUUCUGGAAGGGUUCAACUUCACCAAGACCGUCUUGGGCAUGAUUACCGUUGUGGCCAUCCAGCGCUUCAUCUUCAAGUUGAUCAUUACGCUGGCGCUCACCAGAGAAUUCAAGGGGGACCAGGCCAACAUCGCCUUCUGGACGGGCAAGUGGUACUCAAUGGGUUGGCACUCGAUGUCGCAGCCAGCCCGUGAGUUCCUGUGCAAGAUCACCGAGCUCAGCAUGUUUGCCGCCGAUUUCGUUCUCGGCCACAUAAUCCUGUUCAUCAUGUUCCCCGUCAUCCUCAUUCCGCAGGUUGACAAGCUGCACUCGCUGAUGCUCUUCUGGCUUCGUCCCAGCCGGCAAAUUCGGCCACCAAUUUACUCCAUGAAGCAGACGAAGCUUCGGAGGAGACGUGUACUCCGUUACUCAAUCCUCUACUUUGUCCUGCUCGUCGUCUUUGUCGCUCUCAUGGUUGGGCCGGCCGUCGCCGGGAAGUAUGUCCCAAAGAGUCUCUUUGACAAGUUGAAGAGCACCAACCUGGUCCAGCCGAACGGCCUGGAUCACAAUGACACUCGUGGGCGCACCCAGACCGGUACCGGCUCUCCGGAUUACUCAGGCGUAUGGACGCCAUCGACGACGGCUGUUGCUGCUACGGCCGCGGCCGCAGACAGGAGGAUGAUGCUUGUUUAA